Molecule: messenger RNA, 4569 nt
Organism: Exophiala spinifera
Lineage: Eukaryota; Fungi; Ascomycota; Eurotiomycetes; Chaetothyriales; Herpotrichiellaceae
Exons: 1
Coding region: 1-4569 (1522 amino acids)
Cellular component (GO): endoplasmic reticulum membrane
Molecular function (GO): zinc ion binding
Source: RefSeq, a predicted model, not a curated record
AUGCCUCCGAACACCCCAGAAGCAGAAUCCUUCUCCAUCCCUGUGCAUCCUCAGCAUGUUCCUUACGAGGAAGGCCAGGAUCACUGUCGGAUAUGUCGCGGUGAAGCCACCCCAAGCCAGCCUCUAUUCUACCCUUGCAAAUGCAGUGGUAGUAUCAGAUUUGUUCAUCAAGAAUGUCUCAUGGAAUGGCUCGCCCAUUCCCAGAAGAAAUACUGCGAACUAUGCAAGACUUCUUUUCGCUUCACCAAACUCUACGACCGUUCCAUGCCUGCCGCCCUACCUUUCCCUCUUUUCAUACGGCAGCUCGCGAGACACGGAGCAAGAACCGCAUUGCGAUAUACACGUUAUCUCAUCGUUGGUCUGAUCUGGAUCUGCUGUCUGCCGUGGUGCAUAAGACAAAUAUGGCGCGGUAUGAUCUGGUUCGCCGAUGGAAAUUGGCUGGAUGAAGACCACACGCAGUCUAUGCUCAAUAAUACAGCAACCGCGGCGUCGAACGGCUCAUCGUAUAAUGUUACCGCCACAUCAGCGCUGAAUGAGUAUCUCGAGCAGAUAAAGCUGCCGCUUCCUCCCAUGCAGUUGUCUUUGGCAGAUAUCGUCCGCGUCUUUUUGAGCCAGGGCUUGAUAGCACGGGUCGCACAACUCUUUCUCUCACUUUUCCUUCCCGGUUGGAAGAGACGGGGUGCUUCUGCAGCUGCAGCUCCUACUACGCAGCCUGUGAGAGCACCACGACGACCUCCGUCUCUACUCUCCGACGUUGAAUUUCUCAGUCAUCUUACAAACGUCCCUACAAUCAAUGCAAUAUGUAUUGACGUUGUUGAGGGUCAGUUGAUAUGUGUGUCGCUCGUCACCGCAUUCAUUCUCGUUUUCCUGAUCAGAGAAUGGGUAAUCAAUCAGCAACCGAAUCUGAAUAUGCCAGACCCUGAUCUGGUCGAUGCUGUCCCUGAACCACAGCAACAAAACCAACCGCAGGAGCUGAAUGACCAAGUCCGUCCUGAGCAGAACGCAGAAGUCCUGGUUCCCGAGCAAGGCCAAAGGCCCAUUAUCAUUCCUCGCCUACGGCACGUCCUAACCGAAGACAACAUUGUAACAGACACAGGGGAUGUCCUCGAAAGACCAAACGUACCAAACAGAUCACAAAGUCUCAUUCAUGACGGUUCAGCCCAGCCAGACCGAGACGUUGCAGGAGGGGAGAGCUCGGCCAGUGUUGAUGAUACAGAGCCGGGACCUUUCAGAAGACACAGCUUGAGUAACUCUAUCCUCAUUCAGCGCAAUUUUGAGGUCGUUUCUGGCAAUAAUGCAGGUCAAGGCGAGAGGUUUCCAAUCCCCUUCGAAUAUUCGCAUUCUUCCAAUGACGAAGAGUUCUUCAAUACCCGACCAUUAUCUGACAUUGAGGAUCACCAUGUCGGCACUUCUUCACCGCUAGCGCAGCACACCGCACCCAGCGAUAUGAUAGAUCUCCCGGAAGACGAUAUGGAUUCGGAUGGUCUCAUCCUCCCGACACCUGAGUCGAGUGAUACUGAGCAGCCAAGUCGAGCAGUGGAAGUAACCACGAGCGAUAACCAUGAUUCAUCAAAUGGUAGUACAGGGGCCGAUCGACCAGAAGACCAUAAUUUAUCCAUCUGGCAGAGACUUGCACGCUGGCUGUGGCCUACUGAAAACUUUGAGAACAUACAAAUCUACCUCCAGGCUCAGGUUGAUGGCGCCAACAAUGACGAGGACGAUGAGCAGAUCAUGCAAGACGCUCUAGCUGAAGCCCCGUUUGUGCCCAACAACCAUAAUCACAAUCACAUGGAUCUCCCUCCCCAGCCAGCACCAGUGCUCGGACCUGCUGCUCCGGCAGCUCGUGAGCCAAAUAUUGUUCUCGGUGUCGACCUCAAUGAUCCCAACGCAGCAGAAGAUAUUGAAGAUUUAGAUGGAGUGCUCGAGCUGCUUGGUAUGGAAGGUCCGAUAUUUGGCAUGGUUCAGAAUGUCAUCUUCAGUCUUUUCCUCAUAACGAUCACUUUGUCCGCAAGUGUCUGGUGUCCAUAUGUUUGGGGCAAAAUUGCAUUGCUGUUUAUGCAUAACCCAAUCAUGCUGAUCAAAGCACCCCUAUUGGGGAUAUCAACCACCGCGGAUAUGAUAGUGGAUUGUUUCUUUUUCGUGGCCGGCCUUGGUGGCUAUUUCAUGAAUCAACCCCUCAAGGUCCUGAAAGCUCUCAUCUCACCUCUCUUCCCAGCGUUCGGCGGUGUUGUGGACUCUGCCCGGCUGGAUGUCCUUACGCUCGACAUAAGUCAGAAGAGUGGUGCGCGGCUGGAGAAAGCCUUGUCAGGUGCAUUCCUCAAUCUCAAGCCCGACCUACCCACCUUCUCUAUCAUGGCUCACCAUGCUCUACUUUCCUACAAAGCUUCGAUUUACUAUGGUGCUGAGCAACUAGCAUCUUCUCUGCUCUGGGUUCAACAUGCCGUCUCUCGACCAUCUUUCUCUUCGAAAGUACUCGUUGGUGCCCUGUUUCAAGCACUUCGAUCCGUUCCACAACUUCUCCAGAAGACUCCGCAAGCUAUCACGGACACUCUGAACGCUCUUCGCUAUGUUCCUCAAGACUUGUUGAAUAUAUCACCCAAACCUCCGUUGGAGGUUGACCCAUCUCUGGUCACGUGGAGCACAGAGGACAGGAUCAUUACAAUCUUGAUUGGUUACGCCUUUUUCGCUGCUGUUGGAAUCGCUUUCCUGGAGCUUGCGCAUGUGUUCUUGGGUCUCAGAGACAACGAGAAAGUCGAAGGGUAUCUUGCCGAUAGUCUCAGGCAAGCCGGAGGCGUCAUGAAAGUGGUAGUCAUCAUUGGCCUGGAGAUGUUGUUGUUCCCACUCUAUUGUGGCCUUCUGCUGGACGUGGCGCUCUUACCUUUGUUUGCAGAUGCGACCAUCGCUGGCAGGAUUGCCUUCCUUGCACAAGCACCUUUCACUGGGGUCUUCGUCCACUGGUUCAUCGGAACCUGCUACAUGUUUCAUUUUGCGCUCUUUGUAUCCAUAUGUCGGAAGAUCAUGCGGAACGGCGUUCUUUAUUUCAUUCGAGAUCCCGACGACCCUACAUUCCAUCCGGUACGCGAUGUACUCGAACGACCGGUACCUGCUCAAUUGGGAAAAAUCGCAUUUUCGGCGUUAGUUUAUGGCGCUUUGGUCAUUGUGUGCCUUGGAGGCGUGGUGUGGUCUUUGAAGUGGGUUCCUGGAAUUUUACCAAUUCAAUGGGCGACUCCUGAACCAAGGUUGGCGUUCCCGGUGGACAUCGUAUUCUACAACUUCCUGCUAAGGUAUAUCCUACGAAAAGUUGAGCCCUCUAAAAAGAUUUCGGCAAUGUAUGAGUGGUGGUUUCGAGGUUGUGCUCGGAAUUUGAGGUUGACAAAUUUUCUAUUUGGAGAGGAGGCAAAGGAAGAAACAUACCGCACUCCGGGCUGGUUUUCCGUUCUUCUCUCGGGCAACGACCCAGAGUCUAACAAUACUCAGGACGGAACUUAUGUUCGUGCUCCGGCAUCAGACUCUGUGCGCAUGCCUAAGGGACGCAGUGUCUUCCUUCCGGUUAAUGAGCAGAACGAACGCGUCGAUGGACAACCUGAUCAGGACUUUGGAGAUCACGGAAAGAAGGAUCCGCGAUUCACCAAAGUGUACCUACCUCCUAAGUUUGGGGCUCGUAUCUCAACAUUCAUCUUUCUGCUCUGGCUGUUUGCUGCGACCACGGGCGUGGCCUUCACUAUUGGACCUCUCCUGGUUGGACGGGAAGUGCUCUAUUUGCUUACCCAGUCUUCGCAGCCUCCGAAUGACCUCUAUGCCUUCACAACCGGUUUGCAGAUUUACACGGCGUUGGGCUCUGCCAUUGUUUACGCUCGUCCUGCAUGGACUUAUAUCAAAGGCAAGAUUCCACAAUCAUCAGGGUCACAAAUACUCGCCAUGGUGAAACAUGCUCUCGGCAUAGGAUAUCUCCUCACCUUCACCUUAUUUGUCCUGCCAUUUGUCCUUUCUCUGAUCUGGGAGCUGUAUGUCCAUGUCCCUCUGUUGACGUAUGUGGAAUGGGCCCACAAGGAACAGCCUUCUAUUGAAAGACCAAAACUGGACAAACACAGUGCGACCAUUUACAUAUUACAGUCUUGGGUAAUGGGACUGCUCUACUUGCGACUGCUAUAUCAAAUACUCCAGCAUUACCUGGGUCCCGGGUCGCGCGUCUGUACUGCCAUGGCUGCCAUCGUGCGUAAUGGUAUGUUUCAACCGGAUGUCAACCUCGCGAGUCGUUCCUUCGUCUUGCCUGCCAGCGCGCUCUGUGUCGCGUUACUCACAGGCCCUCUCGCCGUUGCGAAGACUGUCAACAUCCUUGGGCGUAUCCAGGACCAUGAGGUGCAAAGACUCGUGUACAGAUUUGCAUAUCCCUGCGGCUUUGGCAUGGCGCUGAUAUGGCUUGGGUGGCUAGGAUUGAAGGCACAGAUAACAAGUUGGAGGGCGAGGAUUCGCGAUGAGGUGUAUCUUAUUGGUGAACGAUUGCACAAUUUCCACGAGCCGAAGCCUAGCCAGGCCGUCGAGGGUAAAGCAAAGGUCAAGAAUUUAUGA